GAAGAAAAAAAACGAGAAACAGAAGAUGAAGUGACGGCUCUCAAUCUUCAGCUUCUUCUCACUUAAAGCACCAAUCAAGCAUCAAGCCAGCAGGAGAUGAAAAGCUGCCAAUGAGCGAAAGCUACGACAAGGAUAGGCCAUGGCUGCCCAUCGAAUCAUCAGAGUGACCAACAACAACCACAUCCUCCCUCGCUGUAAAUCUGAGGGGACGCUCAUCGACCUCAGCGAGGGGGUGACCGGGGCGAGUCUCACUGAUGUCAAAGUGCCUUCUCCCAGUGCCUUAAGGCUGGACACUUCAGCCUCCUAUGGAGCGGCGCAGGAAGUGGUCGCCAUAAAGGAUUACUGCCCCAGCAGCUUCACCACGCUGAAAUUCUCCAAAGGUGAUCGCCUCUAUGUGCUGGACACGUCAGGUGGAGAGUGGUGGUACGCCCACAACAACACAGAGAUGGGUUACAUCCCAGCUGCCUACGUCCAGCCGGUCAACUUCAGGAACUCUUCGCUCAGCGACAGUGGGAUGAUUGACAGUCUUGGGGAGGGAUACGAGGAGGGGUCGAAGGAGUUUGGAGGUUUGGGGGAGUGGACAGGGAUGACCCCUAAACCCUCCCCAAUUUACAACAACAGUCCAUUCUCUGUGAACCCCUUUAUCCGCCCGUUAGAUCAAAACUGCAAAGAUGCAGGUGUAAGGAACUCAGCAGACCUUAUUCUCUUUGAUGCCUUGGCAUCACCGUCCACUGGCUCCACCUUUAACACAAGUACAAUCAUGACGAAUGGGUUUAGCAGCUUCUACAUGAACAACACCACCCCCAUCAGCCCAAACCAAGAGGUUGCACCAAACCUCCACAGGGAGAACCCUUUUUUCAGGAGUAAACGUUCCCACAGUCUCUCAGAACUGUCCGUCCUGCAGGCUCAAUCAAAUCCAACCUUACCCUCUUCUGGAUUCUUCACAGGCCUUAAGGCUCCUGUGCCGGAGCAGUUUCAGAGCAGGGAGGAUUUUAGGACAGCUUGGUUAAACCACCGAAAGCUAGCCAGGUCUUGCCAUGACCUGGAAUCCCUGGGUCAGAGCCCUGGGUGGGGCCAGACACAGCCGGUGGAGACCAACAUCGUGUGCAGGUUAGACAGUAAUGGAGGGGUUGUUCAGCUCCCAGACACGCACAUCAGUGUUCACAUCCCUGAAGGCCAUGUCAGCCAUGGAGACUACCAGCAGAUCUCCAUGAAAGCCUUACUAGACCCUCCUCUGGAGCUCAACAGUGACCACUGCUCCACUGUUAGCCCUGUGGUGGAGAUCAAGCUCAGCAACAUGGAGACCAAGUCCUUCAUCACACUGGAGAUGAACAUAUCAGUAACUGUGAGGAAGGACAGUUGUCACACUGCUGAGGUGCUUUGUGUUCGAAGUGAUUGCAAAGAAGGGCCUUACACGCCGAUCCCUAAUGCUUACAUUUACAAGGAUACAGUCCAGGUGCAGUUGGAUAGUCUAGAGCCUUGCAUGUAUGUGGCUGUUGUGGUUCAGUCGCAGUACAUGAGCCACAAUACGACUGUUUGGGACUAUGUGCAGAGGAAAGUAACUCUAGGUGUGUACGGACCCAAGCACAUCCACCCUUCCUUCAAGACAGUCGUGGCCAUGUUCGGGCAUGACUGCGCUCCCAAGAAUUUGUUGGUGAGCGAGGUGGGUCGGCAGGCGAGCUCCACCCCGGCGGUUGCCCUCCAGCUGUGGGGGAAGCACCAGUUUGUACUGGGGUACCCUCAGGACCUCCAAGUGGGAUUGUACUCCAACAUGUCCAACUAUCAGGUGAAGGUGAACGAGGGUGCCAGUGUAAUUCGGGGAUUUCAGGUCAAACUGGGGAAGGUCAGUAGGCUGCUGUACAUGAUCUCAUCACACAACCCCAACAGCAUCUCAGACUUCACUCUCAGGGUCCAAGUCAAGGAUGCCCUGGACUGUAUCCUCACCCAGUUCUGUGUCCAAACUCCGCAACCACCUCCAAAGACUGGAGCGAGAAUAACGGGCCAGAGGAGGUUCUUGAAAAAGAAAGAGGUGGAUAAGAUUGUUCUCUCACCGCUGGCUGUCACCUCCAAAUAUCCAAAGUUCCAGGAUCGUUGCAUUACCAAUCUAAAAUUUGGCAAGUUGAUCAAAACGGUUAUCAGGCAGCACAAGAGCACCUAUCUGUUGGAGUACAAGAAGGGGGAUGUUAUUGCUUUGCUCAGUGAGGAGAAAAUCAAAUUGCGAGGGCAGCUACGGACCAAAGAGUGGUAUAUUGGAUACUAUCAGGGGAAGAUGGGGCUUGUCCACGCCAAAAAUGUUUUGGUUCUGGGUAAAGUGAAGCCCAUUUAUUGGUGUGGGCCGGACCUAACAACCACAAUGCUGCUGGAGCAGAUCCUGAAGCCUUGCAAAUUUCUUACAUACAUCUACGCAACCGUGAGGACAGUUUUGAUGGAGAACGUGGGUAACUGGAGGGCGUUUGCAGAUGCCCUGGGAUACGGAAAUUUGCCGUUGAAUUAUUUCUGCCGGACUGAGCUGGACAAUGAGCCGGAGAAGGUGGCGUCAGUUCUGGAGAAAUUGAAAGAGGAGUGUACAAACAUGGAGAACAAGGAGAGGAAGUCCUUUCAGAGGGAACUCAUGAUGGCAUUGCUGAAGAUGGACUGCCAGGGUCUGGUUGCCAGGUUGGUCCUGGAUUUUGUCUUGUUGACCACAGCAGUGGAAGUGGCAUCCCGGUGGAGGGAACUCGCCGAGAAACUGGCGCGAGUGUCCAGACAGCAGAUGGAGGCUUACGAGGCUCCGCACCGUGACAAGAGCGGCCUACUGGACAACGAGUCCAUGUGGAAGCCAGCCUAUGACUUCCUGCUGACAUGGGCGGCCCACGUUGGAGACAGCUACCGUGACGUGAUCCAGGAGCUCCACCUCGGCCUGGACAAGAUGAGGAACCCCAUCACCAAGAGGUGGAAGCACCUGACCGGCACACUCAUCCUCGUCAACUGCCUUGACACCCUCCGCAGUGCUGCCUUCUGCCCCACUGGAUAUGGAGAUUUUGCCGUCUGAACAUUUUCUCUCCCUCCAAAAAACAUCUCCUCAUGGUGGAAGCUACUGGAGUUCAGGACAUCUGUGGAGUGCAGUUGAAGCAGGUGGAUAUUUACUGUCAAGGACAGUUCAAUGAAGUACACAUUGUUUUGGAGAUUAAACCAUCCAGUUUUUGGGUAGUCUGGUGAAUCUCUAGGUUUUCCUUAGCCUUCGAUCUUCAGGUGCAGUAAGUAUGUUCUGGUCUCUUCUUUGGAGUCUUGGAUUAGUGCUGUUGCAGCACUCUAACUAGUUCUUGUGAAGCACCAGAAAAGUUGCCACCAAUGGACAAUCUGUGGUGUUGGAUGAAUCAGCGUGAAACUGGAAGAUCUGCCUCUUUAUCCGUUGUUUUCUUUUGUCACUUAUCUUUCUUCUUUUAUUGUUCUCUCUACCUCGAACUGUGUUCAGACAGAACGUGAAGCAAAUUUUAGAGGCUGUGUGGUUGCAUAUAAAGUCAACAAAAAGAUGUGAGUAGCCACGAAUUUGCGUUUGUGCGAGUUGAAAAUUUUGCAAUGUUUGUGUCAAAUUUGCACGAAUGCCAGGGCUUUACGAAUCAGCUUUAUAAACAAGAGACAAGAGGGGAAAGGAGAGAGACUGGAGUGAAAAAUAGAAAGAGCCGGAGUUUCUGGUGAGUUCAGUUUGAAGCUGAACUGAACAUACUAACGUACUAUUGGUACAUUGGCUUUUUGGUGUGAAUAAACACAAACGAUUCAGCGGUCAGACUCGUGAGAAUGAUGCAAAUUGGCUUUGCGGUCUGAAUACACCAUAAGGUUUGUCCUGCUUUCUUUCUUUCUGCCUCGCCAUUUCUCUUUAUCACUUAUCUGCUUAUCUUAGAUGCUUUUGACAUCUACCCUAGCUUUCUGUCUUUUCAUUUGGUCUUUGUUUAUCCUUUGCUAUCCUGUAUCUGUCAUACUUGAUACAAGCCAGGUUUCCAUCCAAAUGUAACGCAAAUAUUAACUGAAUUUCCAGAAAAUUGGCAAAAGAAAAAGCGAAUUAAUGCAUGUUUCCAUCCACUAUCAUUCAUGAAAAUCGUGAAUAUUAGGAGUUGAUUCAUGGAGAUUAACAGAUUAAACCAUUGCAAAAGAAGAGGACACAACGAUAUGACAUCAUUAAAAGAGCGGCAGUCAAAGCUCAAACAAUGGAAAGCGUGAUGGAAAUAUGACAUUUCUGUUUGUUUUAUGUACUAAUGUGAGGAGCGUUACAGUCUCCUCAUCACUCCACACAGAUCUAAUGUUUUCUUGCUUCAUGUAUGUCAUCAGUUAUUCACGAAGUCUGUUUACAUGGCACUUUCCAUCAUAUUUUGCUUUAAUCAGUACACCACCUUUUCUAUCUCAAACAUGUUUAAAACAUUUUUUGAGAUAUUUAGCCUUUUUUUAAUUUCUAGUGUUUCCACUCAGGUUUUUUAUGUACACACUUAAAAUGUGAAUAAAAACAAAUGGAUGGAAACCCAACUACAGUCUCUCUUCAACCUUUUUUUGGAACUUUUCUUCUUUUUUAAAAAAAAAAAACCCACUCCAAUUGUUUUCCCUCUCCCUCAGGACAACAUCAGAGACCUCAACCACUGCAGUAAAUAACCACACAUACUGUGAACCUUUCCACCAUCUUUAAAAGUUGUUUUGACCCCCCUCCCCCCCCUCCAUACAGAACUGACUCUACUCGGCAUCUUCAUGCUUACAGUCAUUUGUUUGCCAAGCCAAGUUUUCAACAGAAACACAUUUUCCCUCCAUUUCUGACGGGCAGUUCAGAAAUGGAGGGAAAUCCUUUGACCGCCUCCCACUCACAUUUUCUACAAAACAAGGCAAAGCAGAUGUUUCAAAAACAUUUUCCAAUCACAUCUAAUUAAAAGUGGUUCAUACAUCAAGAACAUUGCUUGCCAAAAGCAGUUAGCCCAAUGCUAAUGUUACAUGUGACUCAGCGCAGUCCAUGCAGUAAAGAUAUAUCUGUUUAUGCAAGAUAUUCUUCUAUUUUUUUAUACUUGCAGAACAAUACAGAUGAUGUAUUAUCAACAGUGUUAUUGUUGUGUAUUCUUGGGUUUGAUAUUCAUCUGUGUGAGGUUAAUUUUUAUAAUAUUUCAGCUUGUGGAACAAUGCUGCAGUCUGUCGCAAAUGGAAAGUUAGAAAUUACUAUAUUAUAAAAUGAUAAAAUCUGUGUAUUUCCAGCCAUUCAGCUAUAACUGAAAAGUGUGGACAGCUGAGAUUUUUUCAGCCCAACAAUAAAAUACAGUUCCCCGAACAAAAGUUAACACUGCGUCAAUAUUUGACAAUGCUGGUAAGCUAGUUAGCAUAGAUUUCUUGCAAACCACAAAUACAACUUCCAGUUUUGCAACUGUUAACACAAUGUAUUUGAUGGCUCAGAGAUUAUGUAGUGAUGAAGAAAGACCUUAAAUGCAUUUUGACAACAAUAAAAUGUAAAAUGUUCAAAUUAGACAAACCUGUGAUUGAAAAAUCUCACAUUUUUCCUAUAAAUUUCCAUUUUUUCUAACUUUCUUACAACUCAAGAAUGCAGCAUAGGUAUUAUUAUUUUCAUGUCAUAUAUUUUACCAUAUGAGGAGGUUCAGUAUUUUCAUGAAAGAGACAUCAGGCCAGCAAUUUAGAACGUUUUUCAAAGAACUAGCAUCUCAAAUAGUCUUGUUGUUGUUAAAUUUGUUUUUAAAGCAGCCUUUUGUCUUUGAUUUGUGUUUUUCAAGCUUUUUGUCUUUGAUUUUGUGAUCUCAGCAAGUAUAAUCAAUCAUCUGUGAUGCUUUUAUUGAUUUGAGUUCAACUUCUACACUUCAUUUCAGUCUUUUGUGUAUUUUCUUGUUUCUUUUCUAUAUGUUUUGUGACUGUUGCAGUGAUCCUGCAUCUGUCUGAGGUAUGAUCUGAACGGAAAGUGAGGGAGGAGUUUAUAUAUUUGUACCGAAUGCCGAUUACGUAUUGACACUUAAAUAACUUCACCAUAUCACCUGUGACAGUGUUUCUGUUCAGAAGGUAUGAAUAAAGCUGAAUAUUUAAAAAAAUA
Messenger RNA from Thunnus maccoyii (southern bluefin tuna), 6043 nucleotides. Its product is annotated as SH3 domain-binding protein 4-A-like. The transcript has 5 exons. The record is from RefSeq and is a predicted model, not a curated record. NCBI's taxonomy places the organism in Eukaryota, Metazoa, Chordata, Actinopteri, Scombriformes, Scombridae. Bases 140 to 3031 code for a protein of 963 amino acids. Gene Ontology annotation, cellular component: cytoplasm. Gene Ontology annotation, molecular function: protein binding.